This is a messenger RNA of Colletotrichum destructivum, 438 nucleotides long. RefSeq lists its product as uncharacterized. Lineage: Eukaryota; Fungi; Ascomycota; Sordariomycetes; Glomerellales; Glomerellaceae. The coding region runs from base 1 to 438 and encodes 145 amino acids. The transcript has 2 exons. The record is from RefSeq and is a predicted model, not a curated record.
AUGUUGUCUCAAACCGCCCUGAGACUCGUGAAACCUUCAUCUAUCAGAACUACCUACUGUUCCCAAAGCAUCGAAUCGAACCACAUCUUAGCACGUGAUCCCCCGCUGCGAUCCUGCGCAACAGCAGCCCCUCCCCGCCCCCGUUGCCCCUCUUCUCCCAUGGAAAACCCCGCGUCCCGCCCGAAUAUUCAGUCAUUGGGCGCCCCGCGACGCACCAAGCAGCAUCUCACUGAAGCCAUCGUCGAAAUGGUCGACUCACCAGCGUCUCAAGAUCACCAAAACGCUGCAUUGGGUGACGAAUCGUUCACAAACGUAUGUUGUCAUGGCUUCAACGCGUACAACCAUCUAAUCACUUUUGCAACAGGAGGUCAGUUUCUUUUCCAGAUGGUAAAAAACAGCAGGACUAAGGAUGAUUGUUGUGCAUUAGGAUGUGAGUAG